AUGACAGAAUCGACAGAGGAUUUGAAAGCCGACGGUAAUCGCUUCUUUCAACAGGGACGAUAUCAAGAAGCUAUCGAUGCAUACAGUAAAGCCAUUAUUCGGAAUCCGCACGUCUCCACUUAUUUCACCAAUCGAGCGCUUUGCCAUAUGAAUGUAGGUUCCUUUUUAUACGUAUUCUUAUCUUGUCUAAGCGGUGAUUUAUUGUUGCAGUUAAAAGCCUGGGCUAAAGCUGCGGAGGAUUGCUCAAAGGCUGCUUUUUUGGACAGAAACAAUGUCAAAGCAUACUAUUUCGGCGGACGAGCAGCUAUCCAAUUAGGAAAUUACAACGAGGCUAUACGACUGAUCACGAAAGCAAAGGAGCUGGCUAGCACACAGAAGAUGAAUUUUGGAGAUGAAAUUCAUGCACAAAUGCGGCUAGCGCGACGAGAAAAGUUUCGGAUGGAAGAGGAAAAGCGGAUCAAGGAGGAAGGUGAACUGCAGGCUUACUUGCGAAGGUAUACUUUUAUUUUCGCAUCAUGUUGGUUGUUUAUCUUUUGAAG
Messenger RNA from Cylicostephanus goldi, 539 nucleotides. Lineage: Eukaryota; Metazoa; Nematoda; Chromadorea; Rhabditida; Strongylidae. The record is from the annotation of a GenBank genome assembly.